Mytilus californianus (California mussel) is the source of this 667-nucleotide messenger RNA. RefSeq names its product complement C1q subcomponent subunit C-like. Lineage: Eukaryota; Metazoa; Mollusca; Bivalvia; Mytilida; Mytilidae. The record is from RefSeq and is a predicted model, not a curated record. The transcript is spliced from 3 exons. Gene Ontology annotation, molecular function: protein binding. Bases 102 to 617 code for a protein of 171 amino acids.
CUUAACAGCUGCUACAAUUCUAUACCUCAAAGAGAAUUUUUAAUAGUUUGAAAAAAGCUCUAUGUUUUUGUUGUCUGAGCUGAGAUAAUACAACUGCAGACAUGAUUUUUGGUGUUCUCCUGGCAAGUUUGUUUUGGAAUGGAAAUCUUGUUCAGUGCAAUAAACAAGAGAUAAUUGAAGAUUUAAAAAACAUUAUCUUCAAAAUAAAGAAAAGUGGAGACUUUGGAGCAGGUCAGACGUCUAUCCCAGCUUUCACUGCAACUUUGUCAAAGGAUUUUACUCCGCCACUCAAUCAAAUCAUAAAAUUUGACUCCGUGAAGACAAAUGUUGGUGGACAUUACUCGUCUAGUACUGGAGUAUUUACGCCACCAAGGAACGGACUUUAUAUGAUAUCUGCUACAAUAAGAUCAACUGCUACAAAGUACUUGCAUUGUGAGCUAUGGGUCAAUGAUGUUAUGAAAGAAAAACUCUUUGGCAACAAUUACUCGACUGGAACUGCCAACGCCGUCUUACAACUGAAGAGAGGAGACAGGGUUUUCAUAAAGAAAGACAACCGAAGUGGAGAAUAUAUGCUUGGACGUGAUUGGUCAAUGUUUUCUGGUUAUUUCAUUGCAUAAAAAAGUCUUACUUUAACAUAAAUAAAUAUCAUUAAAAAUCUUAAGAUGCU